AGGAACGCAUCGCUCAACUGCAACCCCCACCUAGCCUUCCGUGAACUUACAACUGGUAUUGCAAGGCAGUCGUCGACCAUGGACUAUCCCAUGGCAUGGCUUGCAGAGCUAUCCCAGGUACCCUUGACGGCUUCUGGGGUGACCCUUGCCUCAGUUGCGAACAGCCCAUGGCUAGACUCCCUAUUGCUACCUGUAUACGCCGCGGGUGUUUCUGGUUUGCUUCUCCUCGCGCAAUCCGCGAGCGAGGUCAUUCGCAACAAUGGUCUUCCGGCAGAGGAUACUCCACAGUCGGAACCCGAGACGCGCUCCUGUUUCCGGAGGGCACUCGAGAAUGUGGGAGGCGGCACCAUCUUCGCGUUCAAACUUGCCCAGCUCUUGGGGAUAUUGGGGCUUUUCGGUGUUUCGUUGGCCCAGCUGGCUCUCCAGAAUCGGGAGACCGCGUCGCACAAUCUCCUGGCCAGCAGCCAUUGGCAGAUCGUUCAAGCCGCCCAAUGCGUACUUUAUGCUUACCUCGCCGCUCUUGCAGCGGUCGCAGUGUUCGGGAGGCCUUCGGUGAACAGUCGCGCUUACGGCCAUGUCUCGUUCAUCCUGGUGUUCGUAUGGAGCGCGUACAUGUACCGUGACGUGUACCCGCUUGCCACCCUUGAUCGGACCCCGGCUGAUACUGGAGAUGGAGCGUUGCUGUACGCGAAGUUCGCGCUACUGACGAUCACGGCUGUUGUCAUUCCUCUCUUCGUGCCGCGGAAGUAUGUGCCUGUGAAUCCGAAGGAGGUACUGGAGCCGAAUCCAGAGCAGACGGCGUCUUUGGCGUCGCUUCUGACGUUCACGUUCAUGGCGCCGAUUGUGUGGACUGCGUACAAGAUUUCGCACUACAAAUACGAGAUGCUUCCUCCGUUGGCGGACUAUGAUCACCUGAAGAGUUUGGUUGGGAAGAGUUUCCCUCGCCUCGAUCCGACUCAAAACAAGUCUCGUCGGCACAUGGGGUUCAAGGUUCUGCGAGUUUUCUGGCUCGAGUACGUGCACUUGGCUUCCAUGUCCGUGACUGCGGUCCUCGCCGCGUUCGCCGCACCUAUUGCUAUUCAGGGUCUUCUCGGGUACUUGGAAUCCGGAGGAACAGUAUACAGCGUGCGGCCAUGGUUCUGGAUUGCGCUCCUCUUCUUCGGGCGGGUGUUCAAGAGCAUCUCUGACCAGUGGUUCAUGUUCAAGCACACUCGUCUCUCGGUGCGCAUUCAAGCCGUCAUCACGGAGCUCGUCUUCGAGCAUGCCCUCCGUAUUCGCAUGAAGGCCGAGACGUCUGAAGUGACAGAUGCGAGCAAGAGUGGCGAGAUCACAGCCGUGGCGACUCCCGACACUGCAUCCCAAGUUGGAGUUGAGGGUGAAGGCGAGGGAAGCGCAGAAGGAAGCGACGCCGGGGCCAGUGUCCCUGCUCACUCUGCCACCUCUAGCUCGAGCACCGCCGUUGCUCCCGCCUCCAUCAAGGGCAAGGGCAAGGCUCCAUCGGAAGAUACGGCGAAGAAGGUCGCUGAGCCGUCGAAGCCUGCAGAAGGUGGCAAAAAAGGCAAAAAUCUGGUCGGGAGGAUCAACAAUCUGGUCACUAGCGACCUGAGUAACUUGGAGCCGAUCGGAAUGUUCGUGACAUUCGCUACGAUCGAGUCUCCAUUCCAAAUCACGCUCUGUAUGGUAUUCCUGUAUCAGAUCCUUGGCUGGAGCGCCUUGGUAGGUCUGGCGACCAUGUUGAUCACUCUUCCUGUACCCGGGUGGAUCACAAAGCACAUUCAAGGGACUCAGCGCGAAAAGAUGAAGCGGACGGACGCUCGUGUCCAGACAGUGACUGAAAUGAUGGGCGUGAUCCGCAUGAUCAAACUCUUCGGGUGGGAGCACCGCAUUAACAAGCAGCUGAACCAGAAGCGCGACGAGGAGCUCGUCUCUGUGAAGAGAAACCGAAUGCUGGGGAUGCUGAACAACCUGUGCAACUUCGCCAUUCCCACUUUGAUCAUGUUAUCAACGUUUGCUACCUACUCCAUGAUCAUGAAGCAGACGUUGACUGCAUCGAAAGUGUUCUCUGCGAUGUCCGUUUUCGAUAUGCUCCGGAUGGACAUACAAGCGACUUUCUUCAUGAUUCCGGGGUUGAUACAGGCCAAAGUAUCCCUCGAGCGUAUCCACGACUUCUUGUACAAUACUGAACUCAUCGACGAGUUUGCCGAACCUAACGUGGACACUGUGGAAAUUAUUUCCUCUAACGUCCCUGAAGAAUACAGGGAAUCGAUCGGCAUUCGCCAUGCGUCGUUCACUUGGGCGAAUGACUCUGCAAAGCUUGCGAUCACCCCCGGUGGCACUCGUAAGCGCACGUUUGUACUUCACAUUGACGACGAGGUCUUCUUCAAGCGGGGCAAGAUAAACCUAAUCGUUGGUCCUACUGGCUCGGGGAAGACGUCCUUGCUCAUGGCGCUGCUUGGAGAAAUGCAUUAUAUCCCUGCUGGACCUGACUCGUUUGUUAGCCUUCCCAGGGAGGGCGGUGUGGCGUAUGCUGCUCAAGAGUCGUGGGUUCAAAACGAUACUAUCAAGAAUAAUAUCCUGUUUGGCGCACCGUUUGAUGAAGUCCGAUACAAGAAAGUCCUGAAGCAAUGCGCACUGGAGCGUGACCUCAGCUUGUUCGACGCUGGUGAUCAGACCGAGGUCGGAGAGAAAGGUGUCACGCUCAGUGGUGGUCAAAAGGCUCGUAUCACGUUGGCCCGUGCGGUCUACUCGAGCGCGCAGAUCUUGCUGUUGGACGAUAUCCUUGCUGCUCUUGAUGUUCAUACUUCCCGAUGGAUCGUCGACAAGUGUCUGAGCGGUGAUCUCGUUCGUGGCCGCACGGUCAUCCUAGUGACUCACAAUAUUGCCAUGGUCAGCCCGAUUGCAGAUUUUGUAGUUGACGUCGGUUCAGAUGGUCGCAUCUUGAGCCAAGGCACACUCUCCAACGCGCUUGCUCAUGACGACAAACUGCUGGAGGAAGUGCAGCACGAGGCUGAGGAACUUCAGAGGGCCGAGGAAGAGAUUGACGGGGAGAAACCGGAGGACGUCAACGACAAGUCUAACGCAGGCAAGCUAGUUGUGGCUGAGGAGAUAGAAGAGGGUCACGUUGGAUUGCAAGCAAUGUUACUGUACCUGGGCAAUCUGUCGACGCGACCGCUUAUUUUCUGGUUCAUCUAUGUCAGUGCGUACUCGCUACGCCAUUUCAUCACCAACGUCCAGUCUUGGUGGCUUGGGUACUGGGCUGCGCAAUACGAGGCUCAUGCUCCCGAAGAUGUAAAGGCCAGCUACUACCUCGCCGUAUAUUGCUACGCUGUGCUCGCAAUCAUGAGCUGCUCUGCCUUCUGCGUCUGGUAUUAUGUCAAUGGCAGUAUGCGGGCGUCCAAGAUCGUCCAUGAGAGACUUGUCACCUCUCUACUUGGAACGACUUUGAGGUGGCUUGACAAGACGCCAACUGCACGUAUCAUCGCUCGGUGCACAGAAGAUAUCCAGACAAUGGACACUCGAUUUGCGAGGAACGUCGAAGUUCUCAUUGAAGUAACCGUAUUUCUGCUCAUGAAGGUCUUCGCUAUCGUCGCCUUCACUCCGCUUUUCUUCAUCCCUUCCGUCUUGCUCGCUAUCUUUGGUGGGGUCUUGGGACACAUCUACAUGAAGGCGCAGCUUUCCGUGAAGCGUGAAAUGAGCGUUGCAAAAGCACCUGUGGUUGGUCAUUUUGGUGCUGCCAUCAGCGGUAUCACUUCCAUUCGCGCCUAUGGUGCUCAGGAGUCACUCAAGAGAGAAGCAUACGUGCGAAUUGACAGGUAUAGUCGAGUUGCGAUCACAAACUUCAAUCUCAAUCGCUGGAUGACGAUUCGCGUAGACCUUGCCGGAACCGUGUUCCUGAGUUCCUUGGCUAUUUGGCUGCUGUAUUUUGCUCCGUUGAGUGCCUCUAACACUGGCUUCUCUCUGGCGAUGGCUGCUGCAUUCAGCAACAAUAUCUUUGCUUGGGUUCGCAUAUUCAACGACCUCGAGCUCUCCGGCAAUAGUUUGGAGCGCAUCCAACAAUACCUCGUUAUCGAACAUGAGCCACAAUCAACUCCGGAAGGCGUACCUCCCGCAUACUGGCCUGCUAGUGGCGCCCUCGAGGUCAACAACUUGUCUGCCCGAUACUCUGCCGACGGUCCCAAGGUCCUCCAUGAGAUCUCCUUCGACGUUAAUUCUGGAGAGCGCGUCGGGAUCGUGGGUCGUACCGGUAGUGGCAAGAGCUCUCUCACGCUGGCCCUGCUCCGCUGCAUCUUGACCGAAGGUCUUGUCCGUUACGACGGGCUGCCCACCGACAAGAUCAACCUCGACGCCCUCCGUUCCAACAUCACUAUCAUUCCGCAAGUGCCAGAGAUGCUGAGCGGGACGCUCCGUCAGAACCUCGACCCAUUCGGGGAGCACGACGAUGCUGUGCUGAACGACGCCCUGCGCUCUGCCGGCCUGUUCAACCUCCAGGAUGAGCACGACGAGUCCCGUAUCACGCUAGACUCCGAGAUUGCGGGGGGUGGUGCGAACCUGUCAGUAGGCCAGCGCCAAGUACUUGCCCUCGCGCGGGCGAUCGUGCGCCGGAGCAAGCUCCUGAUCCUCGACGAGGCUACAUCUGCGAUUGACUAUGAGACGGACUCGAUCAUCCAGAAGUCGCUGCGGACAGAGCUUGGGAAGGACGUCACCCUCCUGACUGUCGCCCACCGUCUGCAGACGAUCAUGGACUCAGACAAGAUUAUGGUACUCGAUGCUGGGCACAUCGUCGAGUUCGGGAGACCCAGCGAGCUCCUGAGAAACGAAAAGGGCUUCCUGCGUGCUCUGGUAGACGAGAGCGGAGAUAGAGAGAAGUUGUACGCCAUGGCUGCUGCUGCCGCAGGCGAGCCGUCGGGUUGAUCAUUGUGUCUCCUGCUCGUGCCCAUCUAUCUUAGACGUAACAUUAUCGGCACCGUACCUUGUCCAAUUUCUUCGUCGUCUUUGUGACCCGCUACACAGUUUCACUCCUAUGAUAUACAGGCGGUUUCU
This is a messenger RNA of Dichomitus squalens LYAD-421 SS1, 5040 nucleotides long. Its product is annotated as P-loop containing nucleoside triphosphate hydrolase protein. The coding region runs from base 79 to 4911 and encodes 1610 amino acids. The transcript is spliced from 40 exons. Gene Ontology annotation, molecular function: ATP binding; ATP hydrolysis activity; ABC-type peptide transporter activity. Gene Ontology annotation, biological process: transmembrane transport. Lineage: Eukaryota; Fungi; Basidiomycota; Agaricomycetes; Polyporales; Polyporaceae. Gene Ontology annotation, cellular component: membrane; fungal-type vacuole. The record is from RefSeq and is a predicted model, not a curated record.